This is a messenger RNA of Cyclocybe aegerita, 927 nucleotides long. Lineage: Eukaryota; Fungi; Basidiomycota; Agaricomycetes; Agaricales; Hemipholiotaceae. The record is from the annotation of a GenBank genome assembly.
AUGUCGGAUACAGCUACAGAACCAGUCCGAGUCUCCCCUGAGGUCGUCGACUCUCUUCCUCCUUCUCGGUCUCCUUCCCCCCUUCCCCCAAGUGGUGGAGUGCCAAUUGCAUGGAGUCCAGUACCUCCGAUACUUGGAAAUCACAUUCCCAUGGGCUUCGUGCUGUUCACUUUGCAGCUGCCCAAUACGCGCCGCAGGUCGUUCCCUACCGGGAAUAAUAGUCAAGGGGCGCUUGUACGCAGACCAGAGUCGUACCAGGCAGCAGCAAAGGUCGCACUCCGAUUCCUCGGUGAUAUGUUGGGGGUUACUUCAGUGGACGACAUCCUCCUCAAACGAGCUGUUCAGCACCCAAAUAACUACGGCGACCCGGUGUACGCCGCAUUCGACCCGGAGGACUGGGACGCCAUCAUCGUCGGCCAGACGACGGAGAUUGGCGUCUACAAGGUCCCCAAAGCUGUUGAAGUUCCUGCUCACCUCCCUUUUGAACCCCAGCCUUUCCCGCCGGACUCCCCGUACAUGACGCCAGCCCCAAUGCCCAUCUACCCUGACGUCACUAUAAGCAAUUGGCUUAAUGCGAAACCGAUCCCGCCUGAGCCUGUCAACGAGCCGAAGACGAUGCAGCUAACCUGGGAGGCGAAGGACGAGAUGGCUCUCGUGAACGUUCCGCCAACAUACGAAGCCUGCGAAAAGCUCGCGAGGGAGGUGUUCAAGCCGAAGGGUGGUGACCCGAUGUCCUUGAAGGCGGCGGUGCGAAGUCCGAAUGGAAACCCGGGAAAGCUGCUCAUUCAUCCUGGCGUGUACGAAACAUCGGUGCUCAACUACUACGGGCAGCUCCAGCUGUACGUCAACUUCGGGGAUGAGGGCAGAGAUACAAAGGAUAGUGGGAAGGCCCAGAAUCGCGACAUCGACGAGUUCCUCAUGAUAUAG